CCAGGACAGAAGCAGGUACACUACAACACUCGACACCUAGUCUCCGAACACAGGACCCCUCUCCAUCGUUGGAUGGUUUAUUCUGCGAGGCGCAGGGUUCAAAAUGAGUUCGGUUGAGUCCUCGCCCUCUCCCCCUUCCUCUACAUCAUGGACACUGCAGACUUGUCCCCCUCCAACUCCAAGGUGAUCAUUCAAUGCACAGAUCCCAGUAAUGUUUUCGAAUCGUUGGAGCCUCGACUUUCGGCCAAGAGUCCUUUGAAAAACCUCCACUGGAAAUCACCCACGAGACCCCUCCGAUCAAUCCCCAAUCUCAAUAUCUCCGUCACUCGUGAAGACAAGUCUGGCGCUUCCACCCAGAAUGUUCGUCGACAUCAGAUUCCCGGUCUACGAGAGACUCCAUACGUCAAACUCUACCUCCUGCGAUGUGAUGACAAAGAAAGAUACAAAGAGUCGGCAAGAAAAGAAGUUCGACAGUGGGUCAAAUCCAACACGUCUCCCUCCGACUCCAAGUCUUCAACAAAGAUUAAUGAGAAACACGAUGCCUUCGAAUGGUUGAUUGUCCACGUUGUGCUGCCCAACACUCCCGCAGCCAGUCAGCCCAGAUCUUCCAAGAACAUUCCUCCUGGUGCCACGGAUAGCACAGAUAGCGUCAAUAGCAAAUCGGCCUGGACUGGCAAAAGCCAUUCGACCAUCUUGGACAAGCUGAAGGCAGACUUUAACAGCUCGUCCAAAUCUGCCUUUAACCGCGUGGUCCAGGUGAGACUUCUCGAAACUGGCGACAAGUCCUCGCCUCUAUCUCCUGCCGACAUCGAAGGCCAGUGGCAAGAUCUGGUCGAAGCCCUCAAAGCCUGCAUUCUACGUUCUUUUGACGCUCGGGUCCUGCAGUACGAGUCGGAUAUCCGGGAAAGAGACGCGCAACGCACACUUCCUGGCUGGAAUUUCUGCACAUUUUUCGUGCUAAAAGAGGGGCUGGCGAUGGGCUUUGAAAAUGUUGGACUACUCGACGAUUCUCUCGCCGUUUAUGAUGAAUUAUCGCUGGGUUUAGACGCUCUUGUCCAAGAUGAGGCAGAAAACGCCGACCCCGACGACCAUGGCGCUUUGCUUCGCUUUUCCAAAGAUUCCAAAAGCCUUCUGAGGACCGCGCUGGAAGAGGACGGCCAGGGCGCUUCACCAAACGACCAGGAUGAAGACUGGAGCUUGUCCCGGCUUCUUGCUGUGGACCGAGCAAUGUUUCCCUUUGUUGGCAAUCGUCAAAGGUACCGAAAUCUAAUACUGGCCAAUCAAGUGUCGGCUCUGGACUUGCGAAUUUAUCUUUUCACCCGACAGAUGGAAAUCCUGCUCAGGCAUGGCAAGGCUGACACCACCAAGCUUCAGGGUUCCAACAAAUCAGGGGCCAAUCUAAGUACCAUCGCCGAGGUUGCCGAACGUGGUGUUCGUUUUAUCAAUCUUGCAGCCCGUACUUUACGUUCCGAGCUUUACGAUGCAUGGGGUGGACAAGAAGGACUUAGUGAUGCUGAGUUGCAUCAUCAAUCGACCGUGACGGGGAACAUUGUUUCAUCGUGGGUAUGGACAGCGACGGUCCAAAUACUUUCUGAAGUACUUCCCUCUCUGGGGAUUGACCUGCAUCACUGGACUAACUCCCUGUCCAUUGACACAUUGGAAUUGUCCCAGAACGCGGGACCUGGAUCGACGGGGUCCGAUCUUGAAGCUGGAAACUACAUACGCCGGCUCUCUUUCACAUCAAACCUCCGAUCACCAUCGCGUGAUCGCUCAUCGGAUCGUAGCAAUCGCCAUUCCAUGUUGACUAACGGUACGACCCCGCUACAACUUCUCCUUUCCCGUGCCGGCUCGCAGAGAAUACUGCUUUGGACAUCUAGGCUAGUGCUCCUGGCCAGACAAACAAUGCAAAAUCUUGAAGCUGUCAAGUGCUGGAAUCAGAUUCUACUUGGAAACAACCCGAUGGAGCAACUUGAGACCUCGAAAACUAAGAUUCGAAUCUCGGUCGAUCAGAGGGAUGACGAACAUGACAUGAUUGUUCGACCUCAUGAGCACAUGACUGGCCUGGACUCCAAUUGUUUGAAAGCAGCGGCAAGAUCCAAGAACACAUUUUUCGACCUUUACAUCUUGUUGACCGUGCUGGCAUAUCGGCUAUUUGGUCACGCCAAAAGCUAUGCUGGUCUCCAGCAAGUGUUGAUAGACCUUGUCAGGUUCGAGUAUCUCCAGCAGAACUACACGAUUGCUGCUCGAUAUCUUAGCAGUGUAUUGGGACCUAUGCCGCGACAGGCAUACAAGCCUACUGAUAUUGAUCUUAUCCAGCUUUACGCUGAAUGCCUUCAGUAUCUCGAUAAGCCGAAUGAUCAGAUCAAGUGUCUGAUGGCUUGUCUUCAAUCUGUACCGGGUGCAAACUUGUCCAGAUCAACAGAUGGCUCAACAAGCAAUCAAGACAUGGCAGAUCAUUUGUUUCGUCUCUCGCGAACUAUUGCUCCAAUCAACGUACCAUUGACGCAUCUUUUUGCCAUUACGAGUGUGGCAUCGACCAUUUCGCAUACAUCAGGAAGAGAUGGAUUCUCUCUCGCACUGGAGAUGAAGACGAUCUGGGGUAGUGACACUCCUUCAACUCUGGACGAAAUGAAGUUGAGAAUUGCUUCCAAAAAUACUGGCGAGCCCAGGUUCUUGACCUUGUAUGCAGAGGAGGCUGUUCAAGUGAGAGGAAGUGCAACGAAGAUCGUGUUGACUGCGCCCGUGGUGACUUACGGGUGGUACACCCUGGAAGAGAUGGAAAUUCAGCUCGGAAAUUUAAGAUUGUUGCACCACUUCCCUUCAGUUGAGGAAAACGAGAGCUUGAGACUGGACGAAACUGUUCAAACGCCAGCAAGUGGGGUCCCGAUUCUUGUGUACCCCAAUUUUGAGUCGCUUUCUGUAAGAGUGAGAUCGGCAGCGAGGAUACAUCUGGCGCAGAAUAGGCGGCUGUGCAUUGAAAUACUAUCAGGACACAACAACGUCAAACAAUGUCGAAUACGACUCAAGACUGCAACGGCGGGUUUGAGGCUCAAUAUUCAUGACUCGGUGUUGUUAGACGGGGACAAGCCUUCUCAUUGUCUGAGAACGGCUCGAGAGGGAGAUACGCUCAUGAUGAUGGUGGACGAGCUCGAGCCGCAAACCUGCACGAUGGUGGAAUUACCGUACACGAUCGAGGUCCAGUCAGAGGCAGCCAUCAGCAUUAGGAUCGAUGCGACAUACGAAACUGAUUCAGGAACGUUCCAUUUGUACGAUGUGGUGACCAUCAACGUCCUUUUGCCGCUGGCUGUCAAUGUUCAAGACGUCUACCGUCCGGGUCAGACGUACUCUCGGUUCGCGUUCAGCCCGGUAACGAUGGUGCCACUCCGAUUGAUUGAUUGUAAGCUCGAAGAAAACGAGUAUUACAGCAUCGAACAGGUCAGGAAUAUGAGGGGCGCUGUGACUGUUUUUCCACGGCAGCCUGCGCACUGGACUGUUGGCUUGAUUCCGAAAGAUGGUGAUGCGACUCGGUCCAGUCGGACGCUCACUCUGGCUGUUCGGUUCCAAUCUUUGGAUGAGGUGAUUUUAGAAGUACUCGAGGAGCACUUUGCGUCGGCUCUGGAAGCGGCAGGUUUUGCCAACGUUUCAAGACUACUGGUGCCUCAUCUGACUCGCUCGAUCCGGGGGCGAUGGACGGAACAGGAUCUGGAAGUUACGGGAUUAACUAAUGAGGUAGAGAUGUGGAGAUUCGAUGAUCUUGACUGGCACAAUGUCCUGUGCGGCAUCGAGCGAGAUUCUAGGCCAGGUAUUGAAAGUUGGCUUGCCCAUUGGCAUUCCUCGGCCUCGGCGAUGAGUAUCUCGAACAUUUUACUCUGCCAACGAGAAAUCAGACUGCACGUGGACGUGCCUCGCUACCCGGUGAUUGUUUGUGCAGUUCUACAUAUUGGGACUUCUGAUAACAGGGGGCGAGUGGCCAGCGUUGGGCAGCCUGCAUUGGCUGAGUUGGAGCUGAAAGCGGAGGGUGGUGAAGAUGACGAGUUGGAGGCGACAUUUGAACUUGUGACAGUAGCAGACACAUGGUUGAUUGGGGGUCGUCGAAAAGGCAAUAUCAAACUGGGGCCCGAAUCAUGCCGUAUUCAGGUUGUUCUCUUUCCACAGCAGACAGGACAUCUGAUGCUUCCGACCGUGACGGUGAAAUGCCGGCGGAAGGCGAUGGAUCCCAAAACCAAACGAGAGUCAUGGACGGAAGUGAACAGCGAAGUGUAUAAUGUUUCACAAGGGCGGAGCGUAUUCGUGUCGUCGGAUUUACAGAGUGCUACUGUUGAGGUUUUUGAAGCGAUUCCUACGAAGGCUGGGGGGAGGUUGAUUGCAUGCAAACCACGAUAAGGCUUGAAGCGUUGAGCAGAGAUUGGGAAUCUCUAAGGAUCAUCUGCAGCGUUGAUAGAGGAGAAAUAUGGACGAUGUAAAAACGUGGAAAUCACAACUGACGAGAGGAUGCAGGAUGAUUUGCAUGUUUUCUUCAGAACAGUAUUGGUGGUUACGUAAGGCCCAGAUCAAAAGAUUUAGGGAGUAAGAUCUGCAGGGGUUUCGCAGAUGGCAGAGUGGCACAAUGAUCCAGGCACAUGGAUGCAAGAAAAGCUUAGAUGCAGCAACAACGAAGCACACGGCACGAGCCGCGGGAAAGGGAAUAAAAGUAAAAGGAUAGUGGCGUGGAUGGACAAGGACUCGGUGGGAAUUGAACACCAGCUCUAGUAGGUACCUAGGCACCGUUUCGAG
Messenger RNA from Exophiala mesophila, 4773 nucleotides. RefSeq lists its product as uncharacterized. Gene Ontology annotation, cellular component: TRAPPII protein complex. Gene Ontology annotation, biological process: intra-Golgi vesicle-mediated transport; early endosome to Golgi transport. The record is from RefSeq and is a predicted model, not a curated record. NCBI's taxonomy places the organism in Eukaryota, Fungi, Ascomycota, Eurotiomycetes, Chaetothyriales, Herpotrichiellaceae. Bases 148 to 4383 code for a protein of 1411 amino acids. The transcript has a single exon.